CCGGCAAUUGACAUUCGACAAAUCUGUCAAAAUUCUUUGUUCCCACAUGUCAAAAUAGGUUUCGAUUGCCUGGACUAUAUAUUUUAUUUUCUCAAUGGAAUCAUAAAUAACAUAAAACUAUUUCCUAUUUUAGAAAUUUAUGUGAUUGUAUCAAGAACCAUGCGGUCCACAAAGAAAGAUUUCAUUUUCGAGCCCUUCAAGCUUACUGAAGUUAAGUGUCGCGGUAUCGAAAGCCCUAGGCCUCGAAGUGGACACAGGAUUGCAUGUGACGAUUCACAUAUAUAUUGUUUUGGUGGAUACAAUCCAUCAUUGCCUCUCACUAAUCUUCAGAGGGAUAAUCCUACGUGGAGUCCGGCGCGCCCUCUCUUCAAAGAACUUUGGAGUUUUUCACUAGUUAGUCGAAAAUGGAAGCAACACAGGGUGGUCGAGAAUAUGCCUGAUGAAUUAGCGUCAAACGCUAUGUAUAUGUCUGGCAAAUACUUAAUGAUUUUUGGUGGUACUGGUGCUCCGUUUGGCAAUAAAUGCAGUAAUGAUGUGAUUGUGUGGCGGGCGGGCCCUGGUGAGGCUAAACUACGAGUAUUAGAUGUAACGGGCGCCAAGCCACCUGGCCAAUAUGGGCAAUCAGUAUUGUGUCAUGAUGGUUACUUUUAUACAGUAGGUGGCACCAAUGGAUUCGCUUAUAAUUGCGACAUAUAUAGAUUAGAUCUGCGAUCACUAGUUUGGGAAUCCGUAUAUGUAGGAACAGGUCAGGAUGGUGAACCUAUUGGCAGAUACAGGCAUGAGGUAGCCCGUGUGGGUGAGAAACUUUACGUAAUUGGUGGAGGAACUGGAGAAUGGGCAUUUGAACUGAUGGAAAUACCCGUAUUUGAUUUAGAAACUAAAAAAUGGACAAUAUUGUCACCUAAACCUGAUGAUAGUAAAAAAGACAUAGUGUCUCCAUUGCCAAGAAAAUGCCACAGUGCUGUGCAGGUUGACACACCACAUGGAGUCCAAGUGUUUGUAGCAGGAGGAUCGGAUGGCCAGGCAGUGUUUGAUGAUAUCUGGCGACUCAACAUAUCUGACCUGCAAUGGACACUUAUGCAGAAAACUGUUUUACCACAUCUUUAUUUCCACUCAUCAGCUGUUACUUCAUAUGGGUGCAUGUACGUGUUUGGUGGCAUAGAACCAAAAGAUGAUGCCACAAGUAGGAACAAUAUUUUAUAUAAAGUGUGGUUAUGCAUACCAAAGUUAAGUGAAAUAUGUUGGGAAGCGUUAAUUGCAUUUCAUCCUAGAUUAUACAGAGUAAACCGAACACAUCUGUUAAAUCUUGGUAUACCAGGACAUUUUGUAAAUAGGAUACAUCCUCAGUAAAGAGUAAGGACAUUUUAUACAAUAUUAUGUUAAUAAUUUUGUAAAUUUCAAUAUUUAUGUCUUAAGUUUAAAUGUGUUUCACAAUGAUAUUUUGUUGACCAAUGUCAAGUGAUUUAAUUUUUUGACAUAAUAUGAAGUUUUGUGUGUGUGACAGAUUUGUCACUUCUAUUGUUUUAAUGAAUCAUGUAGAAGAAUGAUUUGUGUUAUAGCAUGCAGUUGUUUUUGUAUUAUAUCAUGAUUAAUGUCAUGUUUCACAAAUAAUUUUUUAUCAUCUUGUUACAAAAUAUUAUUUUCAGCUGCAGAAUAUACAGCUUAUUGUUUACAUUAUUUAUCACUACAUAAAUAAAGACUAUUUUAUGAUAACUAUUACCCCACAUUUUGCCAUUAAUCACGCUACUUUAUAAAGCAUUUUGGCGAAUUUUUUUAUUGACUUCUUAUUGUAAUUAAGUGUAUUUAUUACAAAGGUAAUAUGCACUACGAAAAUGUCAAAAGUCGUUAGGCCAAAAAUAAAACCUAUUUUGAUAAUUUAUGUUUUUGUGUGUAAGGUAUUGGUUCUUGUAAUCAUGUAUUAUGUGCUUGCUAUUAAUAUAGGAUCGAAAGGAUAUAUAAAAAAACAGUGUUAAGAAGAACAUGGCAUUCAGAAUAUUUAAUUAAUAAACUACAUUAGACUUAAGUUUCUGCAUAUUACUAGUUGACGUCUACAUAAUAUACUCGUAUAAAUACAUUAAAUAAUAGUAGAAUGGAAUUCGUGUGCCGUUCGUUGAUGUUGAGCAACUUUAUGAAAAGCAAUAAUGGCUGGCAAAAAAGAUUCAUUGUAUGAAAUGUAUUACAUGUAUUUGAAACUAUGAUAAAGGAAGAAAAAUAAAGGGGUCUCAAAUAUA
Manduca sexta (tobacco hornworm) is the source of this 2231-nucleotide messenger RNA. Its product is annotated as kelch domain-containing protein 10 homolog. The record is from RefSeq and is a predicted model, not a curated record. Gene Ontology annotation, biological process: positive regulation of stress-activated MAPK cascade. NCBI's taxonomy places the organism in Eukaryota, Metazoa, Arthropoda, Insecta, Lepidoptera, Sphingidae. Gene Ontology annotation, molecular function: protein binding.